Molecule: messenger RNA, 3508 nt
Organism: Electrophorus electricus (electric eel)
Lineage: Eukaryota; Metazoa; Chordata; Actinopteri; Gymnotiformes; Gymnotidae
Gene: mthfd1b
Product: methylenetetrahydrofolate dehydrogenase (NADP+ dependent) 1b
Biological process (GO): tetrahydrofolate interconversion
Cellular component (GO): cytosol
Molecular function (GO): ATP binding; methylenetetrahydrofolate dehydrogenase (NADP+) activity; methenyltetrahydrofolate cyclohydrolase activity
Source: RefSeq, a predicted model, not a curated record
UUGGGUCAUGCACAGCUUGAGCGGUAGUCAAAUUUUCGUGUUUAGCGCAAGUUACGUUCAGAGUUUCUAAACUCGAGGUUGUCCAUUAAGUUUUAAUGCAAGUUCGUUCUCCGUUAAGAGAAUCUACAGAAUCCGGCAUGUCAGCCAAAAUUAUCAGCGGAAAAGAGGUUUCUGCCCAGGUGAGAAAGGGACUGAAGAAGGAGGUGGAUGCUUUAAAGUCACAAGACCCAAACUUCAGACCAGGCUUGGUAGUGUUACAGGUGGGAAACCGAGAAGAUUCCAACCUAUAUAUUAGUAUGAAGCUGAAAGCUGCCAGUGAGAUUGGAAUCAAUGCCAUACACAAGAGACUUCCCCAGACUGCUACUGAAGAUGAGGUUCUGCAAAGCAUCAGAGAGGUUAAUGAGAACUCCAGUGUCCAUGGAUUCAUAGUACAGCUGCCUUUGGACUCAAUUCACCGCAUUGACACAGAGAAGGUCACCAAUGCUGUAGCUCCAGAGAAGGAUGUGGAUGGUUUGACUAGCAUAAAUGCGGGGAAAUUGGCACGUGGUGAUCUUGGAGACUGUUUCAUUCCCUGCACUCCCAACGGUUGUAUGGAGCUCAUUAGACAAACAGGUGUGCCCGUAGCAGGAAAAACAGCUGUGGUGAUUGGUCGCAGUAAGAUUGUUGGCGCGCCUAUGCAUGACCUCCUGCUGUGGAAUCAUGCGACUGUGACCACCUGUCACUCAAAAACCACUGACUUGGCUUCUGAGGUAGGAAGAGCGGACAUCUUGGUGACUGGGAUUGGGAAGCCAGAAUUUGUGAAGGGCGAGUGGGUGAAGAAAGGUGCUAUAGUCAUUGACUGUGGCAUCAACCAUGUUCCAGACAGCACUAAACCGAGUGGGAAGAGGGUGGUGGGUGACGUUGCUUUCACCUCUGCUAAGGAGCAGGCAGCCUUUAUCACCCCUGUUCCAGGUGGAGUUGGCCCCAUGACGGUAGCCAUGCUGAUGCAGAAUACUGUUCUUAGUGCUAAGCGUUUCCUUCAGGCACACCAACCAGGCAAAUGGAAUAUGAUUUAUACCAAGCUCAACUUGAAGAGACCUGUCCCGAGUGAUAUAGACAUCUCCCGCUCUUGUGUGCCCAAGUGCAUUGACCGUUUGGCCAGGGAGAUUGGCCUUCUCUCUAAUGAAGUAGAACUGUAUGGCAAGACAAAGGCCAAAGUGCAUCUGGAAGCUAUUGAUCGAUUGCGAAUCCAGCCUGAUGGUAAAUACGUGGUGGUGACUGGAAUCACUCCCACACCUCUUGGAGAAGGGAAGAGCACUACUACCAUAGGCCUGGUGCAGGCACUUGGCGCUCAUCUCAAUAACAAUGUGUUUGCUUGCGUACGGCAACCGUCUCAGGGCCCCACAUUUGGCAUUAAAGGUGGUGCUGCUGGGGGUGGCUAUUCUCAAGUUAUUCCAAUGGAAGAGUUUAAUCUGCACCUCACUGGCGACAUCCAUGCCAUUACAGCUGCCAACAACCUGGUGGCAGCUGCCAUCGAUGCCCGCAUCUUCCAUGAGGCCACUCAGUCUGAUAAAGCACUUUUUAACCGCCUAGUACCGCUAAGUGGAGGCCACAGGACUUUUUCCCCCGUGCAGAUUAACAGACUAAAGAAACUGGGCAUAGAGAAGUCAGACCCCUCCACAUUGACCGAGGAGGAGAUCACUCGCUUCGCUAGGCUGGACAUUGAUCCUGAGUCCAUCACCUGGCAAAGAGUGUUGGACACCAAUGAUCGGUUUCUACGCAAGAUCACUAUUGGUCAAUCUCCUACCGAGAAAGGCUAUACCAGAACGGCUCAGUUUGACAUCACGGUGGCCAGUGAGAUAAUGGCUGUGCUAGCUCUCACAAGCAGCCUGGAGGACAUGAAGCACAGACUUGCUAAAAUGGUAGUGGCCACUAGUCGCAAUGGAGAGCCAGUCACUACAGAGGACCUGGGUGUGUGUGGAGCACUGACGGUGCUAAUGAGAGAUGCCAUCAAGCCCAAUCUUAUGCAGACCCUAGAGGGAAACCCUGUGUUUGUUCAUGCUGGGCCUUUUGCCAACAUCGCUCAUGGGAACUCUUCCAUCCUGGCUGAUAAAAUUGCCCUGAAGCUGGUGGGUCCAGAAGGAUUUGUAGUAACGGAGGCAGGCUUUGGUGCAGAUAUUGGGAUGGAGAAGUUUUUUAACAUUAAAUGUCGAUACUCUGGACUGAGGCCUCACGUAGUGGUGUUGGUAGCCACUGUCAGAGCACUGAAAAUGCAUGGAGGGGGACCAUCGGUCACAGCUGGCAUGCCUCUACCAAAGGAAUAUACAGAGGAGAACCUGGAGCUGGUGGAAAAGGGCUUCUGCAAUCUGAGGAAGCAGGUGGAGAACACUAAGCACUUUGGUGUGCCGGUCGUCGUAGCAGUUAAUGCUUUCAAGACUGACACAGAGGCUGAACUGCAGCUGAUCUGCAAGCUUGCUAAAGAGGCAGGAGCUUUCGAUGCAGUGCAGUGUACUCACUGGGCAGAUGGGGGUGCUGGAGCCGUCGAACUGGGCAAAGCUGUGCAGAAAGCUGCGGAGGCCCCCAGCAACUUCAGAUUCCUGUAUGACACUGAGCUGCCUGUUGUUGAUAAGAUCAGAAUCAUCGCACAAAAGAUUUAUGGGGCAGAUGAAAUUGAGCUGCUCCCAGAGGCCCAGCAUAAGGUUCAUCUGUACACCAAACAGGGCUUUGGUAAUUUGCCAAUUUGUAUGGCAAAGACCCAUCUGUCUCUUUCUCAUGAUGCAGAGAAGAAAGGAGCUCCCACUGGCUUUGUUCUGCCUGUCCGCGAUAUCCGUGCCAGUGUUGGCGCUGGGUUCCUCUACCCACUGGUUGGCACGAUGCCGACCAUACCAGGCCUACCAACACGCCCCUGUUUCUAUGACAUAGAUCUAGAGCCAGAAACAGGAGAGGUCAUCGGCUUGUUCUAGAGAAGACACAGCUUGUGCAAUAAAGAACUCACUUCUAGAUUGCUUGCUUAAAAGUCAAAUCAGGGAGCUGUACCUUUUUUGUGUGUUUAUUGUUUGUUUUUUUGGUUUUGUUAUAAGAUUCUCUUUGCUGAAUAUUAGAUGUUAAGAAGUUGUCUGCAUCACAUGGCAGAGAUCCUUUGAGUUUGCACAAGAGCGUGUUUGCCUAAGGGUGUGGCCAUGCUUGGAAACUACUGUAGGAGAAUGAGGGUAGCACCUGUGUUUUUUUUGUUUUUUGGGGGGGUUUUUUUGUUGUUUUUUGGGGGGGGGGGGUUGGUGAUUUUUUGUGACUGACAUCACUUUUAACAGAUGUUCUUACAUUAGCAUUCUCUGUCUGAGAUGAUGCACACUGAAAAAGUGAAAUGUUUAGAUUGGUUUGGGUUUUUACCUUUGCAUCAAUGAGACCCUAAAUAAUCUAUAUUAUUUCUGUAUAUAACCCUAUGUAAACUAACAAUUCUUUGAAUAAACUGACAUUUUACUGACCUUACUAGAACUGUUAAUAAAAUCACGUUAGAUGCCCACUGAAUGGC